Messenger RNA from Sphenostylis stenocarpa, 357 nucleotides. NCBI's taxonomy places the organism in Eukaryota, Viridiplantae, Streptophyta, Magnoliopsida, Fabales, Fabaceae. The record is from the annotation of a GenBank genome assembly.
AUGUCUAACAUAGACGAUAACAAAGAUCUUGGACAGAUGGAUGUGGAUGCAUCUGAAGAGUCAGCUAACACCAUGCCAUCAUCCCAGAAGCAGGAGGAAGCUGUAAAGAAAAAAUAUGGAGGAAUGCUGCCUAAAAAGCCGCCACUCAUAUCUAAGGACCAUGAGCGUGCUUACUUUGAUUCUGCGGAUUGGGCUCUUGGAAAGCAAGGUGGUGAGAAGCCUAAGGGACCACUUGAGGCUCUUCGGCCUAAGUUACAGCCGACGCAGCAGCAAACACGUUACCGUAAAUCUCCUUAUGCUCCUUCAGGAGAAGAAGGGGGAAGUGUUACAGCCGAGGAUGCACCUUCAAGCGAGUAA